CCGGAAGUUAUAGCAAGCGGGGACCGAAGGAAAGAUGGCGGCUGAAGAAUCUGAUCGUCUCCAGAGCGACUGUGACGGUGUAAAUUGCCUGACGUACGAUGAAGCGAUCAUUGCCCAGCAGGACCGUAUACAGCAGGAGAUUGCUGGGCACACUCCACUUCUGUCUGACCGGUUGGAACUCUCUGUACUCUACCAGGAAUAUGCUUCCGAUGACCAAGUUUACCAAGACAAGAUAAAGGACUUGCACAGGAGAUACACUCACAUUCGUCGAACAAGACCAGAUGGCAACUGUUUCUACAGAGCAUUUGGCUAUGCCUAUUUGGAAGCUCUGCUGGAUGGAGGAAGUGAACUUGAAAGGUUUAAGGAGGUGGCAUUGCAGAGUAAGGAAGAGCUAAUCAGACAAGGGUUUACAGAAUUUACUAUAGAAGAUUUCCAUAACACAUUUAUGGAUCUAAUUGCUCUUGUAGAGAAACGCCCGGGAGUGUCAGAGCUACUAGCUGCAUUUAAUGAGCAGACUAUUUCAGAUUAUGUGGUCGUCUACCUGCGUCUUCUGACCUCUGGCCACUUGCAGAGAGAGACUGUCUUCUAUCAGCACUUUAUAGAAGGCGGAAGGAGCGUCAAGGAAUUCUGCCAGCAGGAAGUUGAGCCCAUGUGUAAGGAAAGUGACCACAUUCACAUCAUUGCUCUCUCCCAAGCCUUGAAUGUUUCUAUCCAGGUUGAAUAUAUGGACAGGGGUGAGGGGGGCAGCACAGUCACCCACGUGUUUCCUGAGGGUUCAGAUCCACAGGUGUUCCUGCUCUACAGACCUGGACACUACGACAUUCUCUAUAAGUGACCUGCUCUGUGUUCUCCUUCACACCCCCUUCCUUGUGAAAUCACUUUCUCUUCUCUCCACCUUCCUCUGUGCUUUAAUCUGUUCCCCCAUUAUCUGUACAUUAUCCUCUGCCUGUAAUGUUUUAUUUUAAUGGAGCAAAAUAAAUAAACUAUACAGACUUGUG
Molecule: messenger RNA, 998 nt
Organism: Bufo bufo (common toad)
Lineage: Eukaryota; Metazoa; Chordata; Amphibia; Anura; Bufonidae
Gene: OTUB1
Product: OTU deubiquitinase, ubiquitin aldehyde binding 1
Exons: 7
Coding region: 35-835 (266 amino acids)
Biological process (GO): protein K48-linked deubiquitination; negative regulation of double-strand break repair
Cellular component (GO): nucleus
Molecular function (GO): ubiquitin binding; cysteine-type deubiquitinase activity
Source: RefSeq, a predicted model, not a curated record